AUGCUCUCUUCAAUCGAAACCCACGCCGAAUUGACGAUCCGUCACCUCUUCGGCUUCAUCACCGCCCAAGGCCACACAGACUACAUAGGCGAAGCGGUGUCGCAGCUCGAGCACUCCCUGCAGUGCGCCCAACUGGCCGUCGAGGCCGGUGCUGACGACGACACGGUCCUCGGCUCCCUGCUCCACGACGUCGGCCGCUUCAUCCCCGCCGCCGACAGGAUGCCCGCCAUGAUCGCCCCCAACGGCACCUACGUCGGCCGCGAGUCCCACGAGGCCCUGGGCGAGAAGUACCUCCGCUCGCUCGGCUUCAGCGACAAGAUCUGCCAGUUGGUCGGCGCCCACGUCAUGGCGAAGCGGUACUUGACUGCCGUGGACAAAGACUACUACGACGGCUUGAGCCAGUCGAGCAAGACGACGUUGAAGUUUCAGGGUGGGACGUUUACCGAGGACCAAGUCCGCGAAGCAGAGAAAGAUCCUCUUCUCAUGGCCAAACUCGCCGUUCGGAGAUGGGAUGACAUGGCCAAGAUUCCUAACCAAGAGACUCUCCCACUAGAGUACUAUGGAAAAAUGGCCACCAAAAGCUUAAUCGAGUCACGAUCUGCAUUUGAACUCCACGGCCGAACAUAUAAACUCCCUACGCGACCAUCGGUGGCAAUCUGCAUCGAUGGGUUCGACCCCGAGUAUCUGUCACAGGGCAUCUCCGAUGGUAUCCUCCCCAACAUGGCAGAGAUGGUCAAGUCUGGAUUCUCGACAGUCGCAAACUGCACCAUGCCAUCCUUCACCAACCCGAAUAACGUCUCCAUCAUCACAGGUGCACCAACCUCCAAGCACGGUAUUGCCGGUAACUUCUUCCUGGACCAAGUCACUCGUGAAGAACACAUGGUUCUAGACGACUCUCUACUCCGCGGAUCGACGAUCCUCGAGCAAAUGUCAAACCGAGGUGUGCGGGUAGCGGCUGUCACGGCCAAAGACAAGCUCAGAGCAAUUAUCAACCACGGUCUCGACUUCAAAGACGCGGGCGCUGUCUGCUUCUCGGCACAGUACGCCGACAAAUGCACCCAAGAAGCCAACGGCGUCGAGGACGUUGAGCAAUGGCUUGGCCGGCCCACGCCAACUCAGUAUUCUGGUGACUUGUCACUUUUCGUGCUCGAAGCCGGAAUUAAGCUUCUCGAGGAGGACAAGGCCGAUCUGUUCUACCUGACAUUGUCGGAUUACGUACAACACAAGUACGCUCCUGGCACCAAAGAAGCGAACGAGUUCAUGGCCGGAAUUGAUCGAUGCAUCGGGAGACUCAUUGAACUCGGUGCAGUCGUUGCAGUAACCGGCGACCACGGAAUGAGCGACAAGUGCAACGAAGAUGGCACUCCCAAUGUCUUGUUCUUGGAAACGGAAUUGAACAACAAGUUCGGCAAGGACUUUGCCAGGGUCAUUUGUCCCAUCACUGACCCGUUCGUGAAACAUCACGGCGCGCUCGGGUCCUUCGUGCGCGUGCAUUUGAAUCCGAAUGCCACCGCUCCGAUUGAAGAGGUGCUCGAGUUCACGAGGACCUUCUCACAAGUUAUGCUUGCUCUCGACGGCAAGGCGGCGGCCGAUCAAUUUGAGAUGCCGCUGGACCGCGAAGGCGACUUUGUCGUCGUCUCAGUGAAAAAUGCCGUGAUAGGCAGCCGGCAGGAGGAGCACGACUUUGCGAAUCUGAAAGGCCACCGACUCCGAUCGCACGGCGGUCUUUCCGAACAACAAAUUCCUUUGCUGAGGUCUCUACCAACCAAGAACCAAUCUGGUGAUCGACAGUGGCACAACUACGAUAUUUUCGACAUUCUCCUAAACUACUGA
This is a messenger RNA of Exophiala spinifera, 1833 nucleotides long. Its product is annotated as phosphonoacetate hydrolase. Gene Ontology annotation, molecular function: phosphonoacetate hydrolase activity. The transcript has 3 exons. The record is from RefSeq and is a predicted model, not a curated record. Lineage: Eukaryota; Fungi; Ascomycota; Eurotiomycetes; Chaetothyriales; Herpotrichiellaceae. Bases 1 to 1833 code for a protein of 610 amino acids.